Melampsora larici-populina 98AG31 is the source of this 2045-nucleotide messenger RNA. RefSeq lists its product as uncharacterized. NCBI's taxonomy places the organism in Eukaryota, Fungi, Basidiomycota, Pucciniomycetes, Pucciniales, Melampsoraceae. Gene Ontology annotation, cellular component: mitochondrial inner membrane. The record is from RefSeq and is a predicted model, not a curated record. Gene Ontology annotation, biological process: mitochondrion inheritance. Bases 1 to 1974 code for a protein of 657 amino acids. The transcript has 4 exons.
AUGUAUCGACUCAAAAGAUUCUCAAGCCUAACGCUCAAACCUCAUUUAACUCGACCUGGGACCAUCAAUACAAUACGACCAUCUCAAUUCAACUUACUUCGAAACUAUUCAAUCAAUAACACUUCAUCAUCAUCAUCAGAUAAAUCUCAAAUAGACAGCAAGAACGAGCUUUCAACUGAUAAACCAAACCAGCCGACAUUUGUUCAAGCUGCGAUUGCUACUUAUUUACCAUCGAUUCGUUCAUUGGCAGCUAAAUUACCACAUCUAAGAAAUCCUCCAACUCCCAAGGAUUUACUUCCACUCACCAACUCAUUCAUCGAUCGAGCUCAGAUUCGUUUCAAAUGGCUUACCAUCCGAUCCUUUCGACCCUAUCGAUCUGAUGAUUAUUCUGCUUUUGCUUCUCUUAUCUUUAUACUGGCUCUCAUUCUAGCUGCUCUGACUACUACUUCAUUUCUUGGAGUACUUCUUUUGAUCUUCAAUAAAGCUGGACUUGAAGAUCUAGUGGCUAGAUGGUUGAGUGAUUAUCUUUCAAGGACUACUGGAGUACGAAUCCUCUUUGCAUCUGCUUUGGUUCCUCGUUGGAGAGAUGGACUGAUCCGAUUUGAGAAUGUGAUUGUCUUGAGAGGUACUUUAGGGGAUGGUCCAAGAGGAUUGUUUGAUGAAAUCUUACAAGCUCAUCAAAUCCAAAGUCUAGAUCAUGAACCAAUUGAAGAUGAUCAAUUCUCUGAACUAGAUAAAGAUCUUUCUCAUCUCCUUAGAUCUCAUUCAAAGUCUUCAAGAUUACCUUUUCAUUCUGAAACCUCAUCAGCUUUAAUACCAUCCGAUUACACUCACUUUCAUCUUACCAUAGCUACUAUUGAUGUCACUCUAAGUCUGAGAAGAUGGUUGAAUGGCAAAGGUCUCAUACGUCAGGCUGCUGUUAGUGGAGUCAGAGGCGUGGUAGAUCGAUCACAUCUCGAAUACAGUCAAACCAACCACGAAGCCCCAACCUUGAUCGAUCGGUCAAGUACGCGUCGGAAACCUAGUACAGGUGAUUUCGAUUUAGAGGAGCUCUUGGUAGACGAUCUGUUGGUAACGAUUUAUCAACCCGAAGCAUUCCGUCCGUAUACGUUUUCAAUCUUUAGUGGACAUGUUCGUCGAUUGAGAAAACAAUGGUUGUUUUUAGAUUUGAUGAGUGCAGAACAAGUGACGGGUCAAAUCGAUAAUUGUCUCUUUUCACUUCAUCGACCUCAAUCUCUAACUCAUUCAAACCAAUCACCUUCGCCUUCUUCUUCUUCAUCCAAGUAUCAAACUCAUUUCUCACGGUUUAGGAUCGAUGGAGUUCCGAUUGAUCAUCUUCAAUCGAGUGGUGAUGAAGGUCCUUUAGGAUGGAUCACCAGUGGAAAAGUAGAUCUGGUAGCUGAUAUCAGUUUACCACGCGAGUCUGAGAAAAUAGAUUUAAGAACUGUCGUCAGAGAGAUUGUGGACAAUAUCGAAAAAGAAAUCGUUCAACCUCAACCAAGGAUAUCUGAACGACCUGAACUUAUUAAACCUGCUCUCGAAGCUCCUUCACUCACCACUGAUCCACAUCAGGGAGACGAUGAUGAAGAUGUGAAUGAGGAGAAGGUUGGGGUGGUGAUUGAGAUGGAUAUUAGGUUUAAAGAUGUCAAGGCUACUGUUCCACUUUUCAGCAACAAUCUAUCACAUGUAAACCAUGCACUUGUACGACCGAUUGUAGCAUUUAUCAAUUCCAACAAGACAUUAAUUCCGAUUCGUUGUUCCCUAACCCUUCCACUUACCGAAUUUGAUGGUAGUUGGACAUCUUAUGAUAUCGGUUUAGUCGAAAAGAUUGGUGAUCAAGUUUAUAGUGCCUUGGCCUUUCAUGUGACUAAUUCGAAUGGUAGAAGAGUAGGGAUCGUAGGCAUUUGGGGUGUUCAACUUGUUGCUAGAAGUAUUUUGGGUGCUUUACGUGAACAUUGGAAAGCGGCUCAUUGAUUUUUUUUUCUUUUACAUGGUAUGAAGUUUAAUGAUUGAGAUGAAGUUUAAUGAUUACGAUCAAGUAUAAU